GUGGUUGGGCGCGGAGGCUGCCGGGAAGAAAAGUGGUUGGGCGCAGAGGCUGCCGGGAAGAAAAGUGGUUGGGCGCGGAGGCCGCCGGGAGCGUCGUUGGUUGACAUGGCGGGGCUGGAGCUGCUGUCGGACCAGGGCUACCGCGUGGACGGGCGUCGUGCCGGGGAGCUAAGGAAGAUCCAGGCCCGAAUGGGCCUGUUCGCCCAGACCGACGGCUCCGCCUACAUCGAGCAGGGAAACACCAAGGCCCUGGCCGUCGUCUACGGGCCGCACGAGAUGCGCGGGUCGCGUUCGCGGGCGCUGCCGGACCGGGCGCUGGUGAACUGCCAGUUCAGCAUGGCCACCUUCAGCACCGGCGAGCGGAAGCGGCGGCCGCACGGGGACCGCAAGGCCACGGAGAUGAGCCAGCACCUGCAGCAGACGUUUGAGGACGCCAUCCUCACCCAGCUCUAUCCCCGCUCGCAGAUCGACAUCUACGUGCAGAUCUUGCAGGCCGACGGCGGCAACUACGCCGCGUGCGUCAACGCGGCGACGCUGGCGGUGCUGGACGCCGGGAUCCCGCUGCGGGACUUUGUGUGCGCCAGCUCGGCGGGCUUCGUGGAGGACACGCCCCUGGCCGACCUCAGCUACGUGGAGGAGGCGGCCGGCGGGCCCCAGGUGGCCCUGGCCUUGUUGCCCAGCUCCGGCCAGAUCACCCUCCUGGGCCUGGAUGCCCGGGUGCACGAGGAUCACCUGGAGCGGGUGCUGGACGCCGCCACCGCCGCCGCCCGCGACGUCCACACCGUGCUGGACCGGGUGGUGCGCCAACACGUCCGUCAGGUGUCCGCCCUGCUCGGGGAGUGAGCUUCUCCCCGCCGGGCCCCCGGGAGUCAAACUCAGCCGUUCCCUUUGUGCCGCGACUCUCCUUCGGGGCUGGGCAGCCUGCUGGGCUAAGCGCUUGGUAGACGCCCAAGAGAAACGGCGGGUGGGCUUUGGAUCCGACCCUUCCAGGCCGAAGUCUGCGUGAGGGAAACGAUUCUAAAGCUAGUGGUUUUGUGCAACGCCGCUCGCCCGCUCUCUGCCCUGUCGGGUGUGUCGUCGUCCCCCAUUUUGCCCUGGUCGCUUUGGACUCUGGGUCUGUAGAUUAAUGUGGAGAAUAACAAAGGUUCCUCUGCUAGGUUGUAGGAUCUUUGAGGCCAGGACUCAUGCCUGCUUAUUCAGUUCAACUCUCCCAAAUGCUUGGUUCGGUUCUCUGCCCCCGGUGCUCAAGGAAUACCACGGGACUUUAAAUUUUGAGUGCGAGGUGAAACGGAAAGGGGAUUUAAGGUGGAAGAAGAACUGAGCUGGAAAGAGCAAAUAGGCCAUAGGCGUUCGGGGCUGUUCAGCCUUGACUGGAAGCUCUCAGGUCAUGUCAGAAGCUUUCCCCCGCUAAGCCCUCACUUCCCUCUUCUCCCGCUCCCUCCUGCAUCCCCUUUGCACUCGGCUUUGUUCCCUUUAUUCACCCCUCCCUCAGCCCCGCGGCACUCACGGGCAUAUAUGUAAUUUAUUUAUAUUAAUUUCUUCCUCCUCUAGACCGUAAAACUAGAUGAGGGCGGGGGACAGGUCUGCCAACUGUUAUAGCGUGCCCUCCCAAACGUUUAGUACAGUGCUCUGUGCUCAAUAAAUCUGAUUGAUUAA
Tachyglossus aculeatus (Australian echidna) is the source of this 1656-nucleotide messenger RNA. It is a transcript of the gene EXOSC4, whose product is annotated as exosome component 4. Gene Ontology annotation, cellular component: cytoplasmic exosome (RNase complex); nuclear exosome (RNase complex); nucleolus. The transcript is spliced from 3 exons. Bases 106 to 843 code for a protein of 245 amino acids. Gene Ontology annotation, biological process: rRNA catabolic process; poly(A)-dependent snoRNA 3'-end processing; nuclear mRNA surveillance. Lineage: Eukaryota; Metazoa; Chordata; Mammalia; Monotremata; Tachyglossidae. The record is from RefSeq and is a predicted model, not a curated record.